Messenger RNA from Hippopotamus amphibius kiboko, 2145 nucleotides. RefSeq names its product crystallin zeta (gene CRYZ). Bases 157 to 1149 code for a protein of 330 amino acids. Gene Ontology annotation, cellular component: cytosol. Gene Ontology annotation, molecular function: zinc ion binding; mRNA 3'-UTR binding; NADPH binding. NCBI's taxonomy places the organism in Eukaryota, Metazoa, Chordata, Mammalia, Artiodactyla, Hippopotamidae. The record is from RefSeq and is a predicted model, not a curated record. The transcript is spliced from 9 exons.
AUGAUUAUUCCAGAAGUUGGCAAAGAUGUUCCCGGUGGUAGCAGAGUCUAACAGUAUUCGAUGUGGUUAAUUGCAAGAAAUUGUCAUAGCAUACAAAUAAAAUUAUGGAGAUCAGUCAAAGCCCUUUCAUUACAUCUCUAUAGUAUCUAGGUCACCAUGGCGACUGGACAGAAGUUGAUGAGAGCUAUUAGAGUUUUUGAAUUUGGUGGACCAGAAGUGCUGAAACUCCAGUCAGAUGUUGCCAUACCAAUUCCGAAAGACCAUCAGGUUCUAAUCAAAGUCCAAGGAUGUGGUAUAAACCCAGUGGACACAUAUAUUCGCUCUGGUACUUACAGUAGAAAACCACUUCUACCCUAUACUCCUGGCUUCGAUGUGGCUGGGAUAAUAGAAGCUGUUGGAGAGAGUGUAUCAGCUUUCAAGAAGGGUGACAGAGUUUUCACUACCAGCACGAUCUCUGGGGGCUACGCAGAGUACGCGCUGGCAGCCGAUCACACUGUGUACCUGCUGCCAGAAACGCUGGACUUUAAACAGGGGGCUGCCGUCGGGAUCCCGUAUUUCACUGCUUAUCGAGCUCUGCUCCACAGUGCCCGUGUGAAAGCUGGAGAAAGUGUUCUGGUUCAUGGGGCUAGUGGAGGAGUUGGAAUAGCAGCGUGCCAAAUUGCUAGAGCUUACGGCUUAAAGGUUUGGGGCACAGCUGGUACUGAGGAAGGACAAAAGAUUGUUUUACAAAAUGGAGCCCACGAAGUGUUUAAUCACAAAGAAGCUAAUUAUAUUGAUAAAAUUAAGAAAUCUGUUGGUGAAAAAGGAGUUGAUGUGAUUAUUGAAAUGUUAGCUAAUGUAAAUCUUAGCAAAGAUUUGAAUCUCUUGUCACAUGGAGGGAGAGUAAUAGUUGUUGGCAGCAGAGGUCCUGUUGAAAUAAACCCACGGGACACCAUGGCAAAGGAAUCUAGCAUAAUAGGAGUUGCUCUCUAUUCAUCCACCAAGGAGGAAUUUCAGCAGUUUGCAGCAGCCCUUCAAGCCGGAAUGGAAGUUGGUUGGUUGAGACCAGUAAUAGGUCCCCAGUAUCCGUUGGAGAAGGUGGCCCAGGCUCAUGAAGAUAUCAUUCAUAGCAGUGGGGCUGCUGGAAAAAUGAUUCUUCUCUUAAACUGAUUAAUCCUUCCAUAGAUUUCCUGUGUAAUUAGAGGUUUCUUACCUCAGUUUUACGUACACUACAUUUGCUUUAAUUAGCAUUCAUUUGAUUCAGUGCGUUUCUUAUAUUUAAAAAAAAAAGAUUUAUCUUUAAUGAUCAUAGACAUUGGAGUGCAGUUUAUUUUAUAGCUGGCAGUAUUCUUUAUGCCUUCUGCCCCUCAUCAAGGAAUCAUCGUAGUAGGAAACAGAAAAUUAGGGGUCACUUGGCAUUGGGGGACAUUACAGAAAUCCCUGUUACUUGAUCGUUGAUUCCAUACCUUUGACUAAAACACUAAUUCAGAAUAAGACUGCUUGAUUCCCAAGCCUACUUCGUUAUAAAAACCUUAUAGGGACUUCCCUGGUGGUCUAGUGGUUGAGACUUGGCCAGGGGUGCAGGCUCGUUCCCUGGUCAGGGAGCUAGGAUCCCACGUAUCUUAGGCCCAAAAAACCAAAACAUAAACAGAAUCAAUGUUGUAACAAAUUCAAUAAAGACUUUAAAAAUGGUCCACAUUAAAAGAUCUUAAAAAAAAAAAAAGAACCUUAUAAGGGUUCUUUAGUCUCUGAUUAGCCCAGAACUAUAUUGGACUCUGAAGAUUUUCUGGACUAAAUGAGACUUCUUUUCCGAACUAAUCUCGUCUAGAUCUACAAGUCUGUCAGAAGGGCAACAUAAGUGAUGUCCAGAGAAAUGUGCUAGUCUUCCAGUAUUGUCCAAUAUAUUAUGACAUUCACUAGGUUAAUGAUUGAUUACCAAUGAUCCUUAUACUCUGUGAGGACAGCAGCCUUAUUUUUGGUAUAAUAUGGUACUAGAUGUAUAGUUUUCAAAUAGAUACUUAUUGAUGAUUCAGCUUCAAAGUAGAUUUAGAAUUAUCUGUUUGUAUGGUGUUGAUCAUAUAUUUUUAUUUAAAUUAAUAAAUGAAUUUACACGUUAAGAAUGAUCUGCUUUUAUUAUUGUAACACGGUACUGCAGUAAAUUCUAGA